CCCCCCCCCCUUUUUCUACAUUGUUCUCCGGCAUCUGGGCGAUUAUCCGAGCUUGUCAUACGCCGUUACAAGGCUUGGCCCCGUUUCGCUUUCUGCAGCGUGUGUCUUCCAUCCUCAACGCUCAUUCGUCCGAAGAGAUUCGUCAUCGCCAAACCAUCUUCCUUGCACUCUGGCCAGACGACCCUCUGCAGGUGAAACCACCCCCGUCCGGUUCGACUACUUGAGUUUGUAGUCUGCUCUAUACUUGGGUAAGUCCAAUGGUUUCCCCCGACGCGCGAAAGAGCCCCAUGCGAGAGAACCGAAGGGAACUGAAGGAGUUAACGCCUCCUCCAAGCGAAAGCCUAGACGAUUCCGCGACGACCAUGGCGACAACGACAGUUACCGGUCAUGGGCGGCGGGCUUCUAUGCGACAACCCGAAUUGCAAGUGCCGAACAAACCCUCGUCCUCUCAACACAUCAGUAGCCCCAUCGACAAGUUCCCUCCAUACGAAGAUUCUCUAGACGCCGCCGUGGGGUCAGCGGCACCCUCAACCCGACCGCAUCGAAGCCCCUCGGUGAAAUAUGCCCCAAGUGAACAGUGGGAGCCACGGAAAACUGCAUUCUACUCGCGAGAUCACCCCAAUGAAGCUUUGAGGAAUUCCAAACACCGACCCCGAAAGAGUAUCAGCGAGGCCAUUACCACCAUUCGAAACCGCAACGGAAGUAUGAGCGCCAAUGCGCAGGAACUCGCCGAGGCCCUUAAAGCUCCGGUAUCAUAUCGAUUGAUUGGUCUCUGUCUGAUUUGGUACAUGACCUCUGCGCUCACGAAUACGUCCUCGAAAUCAAUACUGAAUGCCCUGCCAAUGCCCAUCACGUUGACGAUCAUUCAGUUCGCGUUUGUCUCCUUCUGGUGCUUAUUGCUUGUGUAUCUGUCGACGGUGAUUCCGUGGCUCCGGCGAAGUGUACCGGUUCUCAAACACGGCAUUCGGUAUCCCUCUCGGGAUGUGAUUUCCACCGCGCUGCCUCUGGCUGUUUUCCAGCUGGCAGGCCAUAUCCUGAGCUCAAUGGCUACCUCCCAAAUCCCCGUCUCUCUGGUCCAUACAAUCAAGGGCCUGUCGCCAUUGUUUACGGUUCUGGCAUAUCGAGUCCUGUUCCGCAUUCGGUACGCCCGGGCAACGUACCUCUCGCUGGUCCCUCUCACCCUUGGAGUCAUGCUUGCAUGCUCCACUGGAAUCUCUACAAACUUCUUCGGAAUUCUCUGUGCUCUUCUGGCUGCUCUGGUGUUUGUCUCCCAGAAUAUCUUCUCCAAGAAGCUCUUCAAUGAGGCCGAGCGCGUUGAGGCCGAGGCCGCUAAUCCUGCUCGGCGUAAGCUAGACAAGCUCAAUCUGCUCUGCUAUUGCUCUGGGCUGGCCUUUUUCCUCACAUUGCCCAUCUGGUUUGUGAGUGAAGGAUACCCUCUGAUAUCCGACUUCAUCCAUGACGGUGCCAUUUCACUGUCUCACAAGCAGGGGUCGCUGGACCACGGUGACCUCUUGAUUGAGUUCGUCUUCAAUGGCGUCUCGCACUUUGCGCAGAACAUUUUGGCAUUUGUGCUUCUUUCCAUGGUGUCACCCGUCUCGUACUCAGUUGCCUCCCUAGUGAAGCGUGUGUUUGUGAUUGUGGCUGCGAUUUUGUGGUUCGGCAGCUCGACGACGCCCAUCCAAGCCGUUGGAAUUGGUCUCACCUUUGUUGGUCUCUAUCUCUACGAUCGCAACAGUCACGACGACGUGGCUGACCAGCGCGCAAAUGCGGAUCACUUCCGUGCGCGAGAGUCCAUUCUACCCAUGAAUGUCCGACACUCGAGCAAGCCGUGGGACUCCAAUGGCUAUGCAUUCCCCGGUGCGAGAUCGUUCGAGACCUCCACCGGGAACACCUCCCAUGCGACCAACUCCUCUAAGAAACAGGAUGAUGGCCCUGGGCGCGUUCGCCCUCGAGGAGCAAGCGUGAACCGGACCUGGCUACCCGGGACGAAGCAGGAGUCAACGUGGCAGCCCGCUGAUUCUACCGCUGCCGCAUAGAUAGCCAUUUGCGCCUGUCUCUUUUAUCUCAGUUCUCGUGAAUUUUUUUUUCUUCCCCUCCGGCUUCUAUGUUUGUAUUCUUCCCCUCACAGACAGAGGCUUUGGGAAACCUUGGUGUAUUAUAUUAAGGCGUUCAAGGCGGAUUCUUGCUUUAUUUUCUGGGAAGAUAGAUCACCAGUCGGUUCGAUUUCCUGCCGACAUUGUCUAGUGAAUCAUUUCUCCUAUUUGGGCGCCAACAUGGAUGGGGCGAAGGGAACGAAGGAUAAUCGAGUUUUGUAGGUUGUAUAUGAUUUCAAUCUACCUAUGAAUCUAGUGACCGGGAAAAGAUCGAUGUCUAAAAGGCGUUAAGUUUGCAUCAUCCUCGUUUAUCAAGGUCCGCCGUCAGUGUCGCGUCGUACUUUGUAGGUCGGUAUGUAGCUACCGUCGGUAAAGAACAUGUCAUAAUAGGGAAGACCCUUGACUGCUCCAGUUCGGUGCAAGUCUGCUAUAGGACUAUGUUGCAGAGGAAACUGGGACUGAGGGCCCGGACUCCUACAAUAAAUCAUGCCCAG
Penicillium brasilianum is the source of this 2587-nucleotide messenger RNA. The record is from the annotation of a GenBank genome assembly. NCBI's taxonomy places the organism in Eukaryota, Fungi, Ascomycota, Eurotiomycetes, Eurotiales, Aspergillaceae.